AUGAUAUGUGUAAAAUGUAUCUUUAUACAACUAUAUGUAUUUGUGCCUGCGCAUGCAUUUGGCAAAAGUUUCAUCCUAUAUAAACACUCAUAUGCACAGAUAUUUACAGCUCCGCAAAGCAAACCACAGACGCAAACACGUAAUGGCUCCUGCCAAACAGUCAGGAGGGUGUUUCAUUCCACAAGGGGGCGAUGGCUUACAGACCGAGAGAAGCUUGCAGCCUCAGGCCUGGCAGUUUCACAGGUGCAGGCAACUUUGGCUGGGAUCUUGGGCCCAGUACCGUGGGAAAUUGAUGCAAUGUGGGGACAAAGAGUAGGCAAUGGGCAACAGCUUCAGAACGUGGGGGUUGUCCUCAUAGCAGCACUUGCAUCUUUGAGGAUUCGAGACAAAGCUCCUAUGAAUUUGCUAGCCAUUGAGCCACCAUCCUUCCCGGACGGCUUGUCAUUUCAGGAUGGUGUGUUUUUCUUGCUUGUUGGCGGUGAAACCUUUUCACUGGGGCCUUCCAAACCUAUGGCCCUGGACAUUCACAAGAGGACACAUGAGGAAAGGCUACAAUUCGAGUCCAUGACCGUCGCAGAGUUGAAAGCCAAAUUGGUCGAGUGGCACGUUGAUCUCAAAGGCUUCAACAAAGGGAAGAGCAAGGCGGACAAGAAACAGGUUGUUUUGGAGAGUUGGUUCAAGAAGUUCAUGGUGCCAGAAAUCACCAGCCCCAAGCCACAGAAGGGUACCAAGUUCCAGUCUGCAACUGCCAGCAAGGCAAAGCAGAUUGAUGAAGCUCUUGCAUUUACUUCAGAAGUUUCCACCGAAGAAUCUGAGGAGAAACCUGAGUACUUGGCGAAAAUCCUGCUACUCCAGAAGGAGUGGCUUGACAAGAUCAUUGAAGGGAACAAAACAUUCGAGCUGCGAAAAACCUCCAUUUCCUCAAGCUCUACAGGUGAAUCCUUCUUUCUGGCGGCCAAGAGCACAAUCUAUGCGAAGUGCGUGAUAUCGCAUUCUCUCACCGUUUGCAACCUGGAUGAAUUUGAGAAGCUGAUGCCAGCACAUCAAUGCCCAGAACCUCCUUAUUCAUUUCCAUUUGUGGCCCACCGUGUGAGCAAAGUGCAGGCAUUGAAACCCAUUGAGUUCUUGAAGUUGGACUCAUGCAUUGGGAGAUCCCUCUACCGGCCUUUGGGAUGGAAACCAGACUAUGUGCCUGAGACAGAAGAAUCCAGUGCAGGAGCCGACAUUGAGAAAGGUGAGGCUGAAAAAGAUGUGAAAUGCAAAGGAAAGAAACCGAAAAGUCUGCCAAAGAAAGGAUCCACAGCGAAGGAGAAACAGGAUGCCAAGUCCAAAUUUGCUUCCAAGGCUUCUAAACCUUCUUUGGAGUGCAAAUCAUCCUUGAAGGUGGGGUCAGGAGACAUGCUAGAUUCUCAGGAUGUGAAGGUGCUGAGCCACAAAGACCACCUACAACCCAGCAAGGCACGUUUGGAGAAGAAAAAGAAGUUUCUGGCCAGAAAAGACGCAGUGAUUGAUGUCCAGGUCUCCGGUGGUUUGCUCUCUCAUCUCAACAAUGAAGCUUUCAGCAGGGAUGAUUUGACACUGGCAUUCUUGGUUGGUACUUUUGGGAGCGGUGGCAAGGUUGAUGUUCGAGGCAUGUGGUGCGAUCGGAUUGAGAAUGUUUAUGCUUCACAGUGGCAAAAUGAAGAUUUGAAAGCUCUUUGUGAAAAGAAACAAAUGGAGAUUGUUGGCACCUGCGUGGUCAAACCUCGCUCCAAUGCCACGCUGAGUUCAGCAGAUUUGGCCAUGGCCAAGAAACAUCAGACAGAAUGCAACCCUGCAUUUGUUACCGCCAUCACUGGAAGCGACAAGAUGACAUCGUUUUUCCGCAUCGCUUCAGAAGAGUUGGAGGCUACUGAGGUCAUUGAAGAGCAUGCACGCCAGAUAGAUCCCAAGGUUCUGUGGGUGGGGAAAGGAAGCCUUUACUUUGUCCACUUUACCUGGGAGCACUCCGCUGUUGCGGACCUAGUUGGUGAGGCAGCUAAGGAGAAGAAAUCUGAGCCAGGGUUCCAUGAUGCGAAAGCUGUUGCUCAUCUAGGUCAAAUAGCGGGAGAGCUGGGGGAAAUUGCCAACUACCUGUGCUUGAGACUGCCAGACUUUGCAGCGGGACCUUUCAGCCCACAGCACCAGCUCUCUUUUGAGGAAGACUUGGGAAAGUGGCCUUUGGCAUUGGAGGAGUUGAGAAAGGUCAAGCUGAACAAGUGUCCCAACGAUGUUGGUGAAGCAGGUCGCAUGUUGAGCAGCGUUCAUCAAAUGAAGUCAAACCUUGAGCUGAGGGCUACCAAAAGAAGACUCAAUCCCAGCCAUACCUACGAUGGUGUGAAGUGGAAGAGACUCAGAGGAACCCCUUCGUCAGCAUGCAAAAAGUCCCCUUCCACAGCAUCAGCAUCUAGAGAAGGAGAGCCAGAGCCGUCUUCGGGGCCUUCGUCGCUUUCCCCAGAGACCAGUUCAGAACCACCUGCAGAACAAUCUUCUUCUUCGUCUGCCACUGGGAUCUUUGAGGAGGACAGGAAUGAGGAGCAGGGGGACGAACAACUACAAAUAGUUCCUGCCGAAGGGAAUGCUGACGAGGAUGAAGCUUGUGAGGAGGAUGGGGAGGAGGAUGGCAAGCUGAAAAGAUGUGGGGCAAAGGUGCGCGUGAGGCACAGCAUCUACCAGAAAUUGCAAGUGAUCAGGGAGUUGGACAGAUUAUUGGAAGAAGGUCAAAAACAUGGCCUGGAAAAGAAAAUCAUGCAGACCUUUCCGCACAUCUUCAUGGGAACCAGAGGCUCGCUCAAAUCAGGAAUGUUGGGCCGCUGGUUGGUGCAGUGUGACGAGCAAAAGUGGCGAGAGAUUCCAUUUGAAAGAAUGAACGAGGAAGACAGGAAUAUGAAAGAGCUACCUGACUGGAUCCGCGUGGCCUUCGGCAUGGUGCCUAGAGGCCUGGAGCGUUUCAAAGAGGGCAGCAACGUACCACCUGUGAUUUCGAAAGCCGUCAUCUCAAUGGUCGAGCGGAUCACGUGUGGGGGGGACAAUUCUCGCCAGACUUGUGGCACCUUGGACGUGAAGGAUGUGAAGCUGGAAGCUGAACGCCUUCUGAAAGUUUACCAUGAAGCACAAGAGAAGGAGGCAGAGGAAAGAGGGCUGGAGGCACCAGCGCAAAAGUCCGAGGUCAGCAUACGGUGGGUCAACAGGAUUCUUGAACACUAUGGGUGGAAGCGCAAUGCGCCGAAUACACACGGCGCUUAUCUGGAUUAUGAGGAUGAGCGCAUGAAGAAAUCCAGGAAGUGCUGGGAAUUUUUGAGGUUGACCAAGGGCGUUCGCUUGGACCUUUCGCUCAAUUUCGACCAAGUGUGGAAAGCGUCAUGGACUUCCCCAAAAAAGGUUCUCAACCGCACCAUUGAGACCUCAUGUCCCUCCAUUGUUCUCAGGGGGAAGCGAGAAAAGCUUUGGCAUGAGCUUCAGCAGCUACACGACGCUCGGGCAGACAAUGUCGAACAAGCACGUCACUCAAUCACAGUGGUGACAUCCCUGUGGGCAUCUGGCGAGUGUGGCCCUCUUUGCAUUGUUCUACCUUUGGGAUUUUUGAGUGAUGGGGAUCUGGGCACUUUGCAGCAGAAAUAUUCCCCAGACGUCUAUUUCAUCAGCUCAAAGAGUACCUCCCACUUCAUGACGGCCGACACAGUUGUGACCUACUUUGAUGAUGUCCUUGCCGAUGCCUUUGCGCGGCGUCGAAGACUUCUAGCACAUCGCUAUGGAAAGUCUUUUGACGAUGAGUGGGGGGCCAUCCUUUGCGACUCAUUUUCAGGGCACCAUGCAAUGGCUGGGGGAAGAGAGCUCUUCAGUGCAUCUUCCAAAGUACUACUACCAGAGAAACAACCAGGUGGCUGGUCUGCUCGAGGGCAACCAUGCGAUGCAGUACACAGUGUGUUCAGGAAGUACAUGACCUACUACAGUGAAAGCCUUCUUGGAUACCGGGGGAAGAUCCUUGACAGUGCCUACGACGCACCGCUGCUACUGUCCAAUGGAAACAGGUGGGCAUGGUUGUCGAGAGGCAUGGCAAGUUACGAGGAGAUGAGCGAAAUCUCACCAGAUCAAGUUUCAGUGGAGCAGUUGAAGGAAGAAAUGCCUGCCUGCGAGGCAUUUGCCCAUGAAGACUUUGAGCUUCAUGACUCAAUUGAUGAGCUUCUCGAAAAGCCUGACAUCAAUCGGACCACUUUUCUGUGGCAGAUUGAGAGCAGCCUGGCCGGAGAAGAUAUGGAAGAUUGGGAAAAGGAGGACGCCGAGGCAUUUUGGCUUCACAGGCAAGAGAAGUUUGGGGAGGAUGAUGUGAAGACCAAGAACGCCUUGGAGAAGUACCAGCGGGCCAAAAGCGGAGAGGGGUCCGUUAGUGUCAUUCUGAUUUCCAAGAGCACAGGCAAGGAGAUGGGUCAGAAGGUUUACCAGAGAUGUGUUCUCAAGAAGGAUGGAGAGUUUCAGGUGGCUGUAUCCCACCAUGUGGUCGCAUUCAAGUUGAACAUGAUGGAUCUGACACUGGAAGAGCUUUCGAACCCACCGGUGACGAGAAAUUUGAGGAUCGUUUCGGUGACUGGCCGGAGCCGAGAGAUCCAAGAAGUUCGUUUGCAUUUGAACCUUUUGUCCCUGAACCAAAGCCAUUUGAUGGGAGCGGGUUCCUUUGGUGAAUGCAACGCCGCUGCUUCUUCCUCGGCUUCGAAAGAUGUCUCCAACCAAAAGGGGCAGAAGGAAGAGCAAGACGGGAUCGACAAAGAGCUCGCAGCAUUGGACGAAGGUGAGUGUGACAUGGAGAACGCCGAAGAUGGCAUGGUGGUUGACGAUCACGCACAAGGUGGUCAGCAAAAUGCAGAAGAGGUUGCAGUCAUGCCGUAUGAGAACGGUGAUGAUGAACUCUUUGGCCCAAUGAACAUGGAGGAAUCCUUUGAUUUCAGCGAUUUCGGUGAUGAAACUGUGUGGAAAGUAGGGGAUGGUGUUUCCUUUGUCGUUUCACAGGAGGAUAGCUCUCUUGAUGAGAAAAACCUUGACCCUCCUGAAAAGCCUGUGGCAAAAGCCAUUUCGGGCGACAGUUUCAAGGAUGUUCCAGCUUUCCAGUUUUUGGAAAAAAUCAAUAUGACCCUGUUGCCAAACAUUCCUGGAACAGGAAUUGGGAUUCACCAUACUACGAACACCUGGCAAGUACGCUAUCCGGCUGCAACCAAAAAAUCAGUUGCCCGGACAUUUGGUGACACCAAGAAAGGGUUUGUUUAUCCGGUCCAAGCACUUUUAGAGUGCCUUCUUUGGGCGUGGCAGCAGCACUUGGAAAAAAAUCCAUUCUGCGCCACUUCCAAGGAAAGAAUUCAAGUCAUCCAAGGUGCAUUGAAAGUGAAUUUGGGUCACGAUGUGGCCUAAAUGUACAGUUACAGGAGCAUGCAUACCAUAGCAACUGGACAAGGGAUACACUGUUAGC
Messenger RNA from Cladocopium goreaui, 5476 nucleotides. The record is from the annotation of a GenBank genome assembly. Lineage: Eukaryota; Dinophyceae; Suessiales; Symbiodiniaceae.